CGCCCCUGCCCCUGGACGCCGGAUUGAAUGAAGUGCCAUUGAGCCGGCGAGAGGAGCAGAGCGGGUCCCGACUCUCCGUUCCCUCCUUUGGGGUCUGCUCUCCCCAUCUCCUUGGAAGAGGCUCCCGUAGAGACGGGAGAGGAGCAGCAGGAACCCCGUUAACAUCUGCAAGAGAGAGAGCAGCAGCUGGCACGCGCUGCCUCCGGGGACAGAAGCUGCAGCCUCCUUGAGCCUCUUCUUGGAACGACAGCCUCUGGAUGGACAAGGUCCCCUGACAGCAUCCUUCACCCAGCAUCCUUUCCUCCUUUGGGUACCACCAGCAUCCUUUCUCCCAUCCACCUACCUUCAUCCCAGCAUCCAACCUCCAUCCCUUGGGUACCACCAGCAUCCUCUGCUGUCCUCCUCUUCUCCGCUCUUCCAUCGUCUUCUUCCCCCUUUUCCUCCUCUCCUGUGGGCCACUGGGGUCCCCAAACCCCUCUCCUCCCUCCAGCCCACCUCCAGCCUCCCUGAGGCCCCUCCACAGCAGCCAAGACGCCGCGGGCUGUGCUCCGAGUGAAGAAUGGGACAUCGAAGCUGUCCAAGCCGCCGCCGCCGCCAGCGUCCGAAGCCCCCGGAGGCAGCGGUGGGACUUCGGGGCUUUUCAUGGAGCGGUCGCAGAGCCGCCUCAGCCUGUCUGCCUCCUUCGAGGCCCUGGCCAUUUACUUCCCCUGCAUGAACAGCUUCGAUGAGGAAGACGCAGAAGAUGGCAGGAAACUUAAAGGCGCUAUCCAGCGAAGUACUGAAACUGGCCUGGCUGUUGAAAUGCCCAGCCGAACCAUUCGACAAGCUAGUCAUGAAUCCAUUGAGGAAAGCAUGAACAGUUAUGGAUCUGAAGGAAACUUGAAUUUCAGUGGCGUUCAUCUGGCAUCUGCUGGACAAUUUAGCGAUUUCCUGGGAAGUAUGGGGCCAGCACAAUUUGUGGGCCGCCAAACCUUGGCCACGACAUCCAUGGGGGAUGUGGAAAUCGGCUUACAGGAGCGAAAUGGACAACUGGAAGUAGAUAUCAUUCAAGCCAGAGGAUUAACCCCAAAGCCUGGCUCAAAAACCCUCCCAGCUGCUUACAUCAAGGCCUAUUUACUAGAAAAUGGGGUGUGCAUUGCAAAGAAGAAGACCAAAGUGGCCCGGAAAUCCUUAGAUCCGCUGUACAACCAAGUGUUGCUCUUUCCAGAGAGCCCACAAGGCAAAGUACUGCAGGUGAUUGUUUGGGGAAACUACGGACGUAUGGAACGCAAACACUUCAUGGGAGUUGCUCGGGUUCUUUUGGAAGAACUGGAUUUGUCGUCUUUGGCGGUUGGCUGGUACAAGCUUUUCCCGACAUCAUCCAUGGUGGAUCCUGCAACCGCUCCAUUGCUGCGCCAGUCCUCACAGCUUUCUUUGGAGAGCACAGUAGGACCUUGCUGCGACAGGUCUUAAUGAGCAAGAAAGGACUGAGGGACUGCUUCUGUUUUUAAAGUCAUGCUGUCAAGGUUUUGUUUGCCAGAACGCUGUCCUCAGGCACAUUGCAUCUUCAACCAGUCCUUGAGGGAGCCUGAAGGUGAGGAUAGCCAAGUAACCUUGGGCAGGAAACGGGAUAGAGGCCAGUGACCUUUCUACACCCAAGUAGGAAGAACAGCAGGGCAUGAAUCCUAAUUGUGGAAUGACAUACACAAGACAUACCUUUUUUGUUUCUGUUUUCCACUGUCAUCCAUACAUCCUUGCUUCAGAGCAAUGUGAAAUCUUGAAAAAUUGCAGCAACUUUUUAAAAUUGGGGAUGGUGUUUUCCUUUUCUCAGUGCUGUUUUACAAAUUUGAAAAAAAGAGGACUUUUGGCAAUUCUUAAAUAUUGAAAAGCAAAUAUCAGUCCUAAAAGAAAUAGCAGUUUCAGGGAAACUUUAUGGGUUUUGUAAACUGUUUUUGUUUCCUUUUAGAGGUGGGGCAGGGAGACGAAUCUGCAACACUCUUUAGAACAAGUUCCAUAGUUCUAUUUGAUAUACAAAUGCUGUUGCUGGAUUUUUUUACACUGUGCCAAAUUACCAGCAGUGUCUUCUACUACAGGACUUAGGCCAACAAUACUACAGAAGCAUUUUUGCUAGAAGUAUAUACUUUAAUUACAACAGUAAGUUCUAAUACAAAGACUGUAGCAAGUCUAGUAGCUGGAAUGUUGCACAGAGAAUAUUGCUGAAAGCAAACAGGAAAUCUUGCAGAAAUAAGAUUUGCUAGUACUAGCCAAUUGUUAGAUAUGAACAUUUUACACACACUCAUGCCAUAACUGACCUCAGCUUUUGCUUUCUCAUAUUCCCAUAUUCAAAUCAAGCUUUGUAUUUUCUGCUGCAUAUCUUGUGAUGUGCCACAUUGCUCUGGAAUGCAGAUUGGUUUGAGGUAGCAAUAUUUUAUUCUACUGUUGCGAACAGAAUUCUAGUCUUAAAGGUUAUGUUUUCCUUGAAAGAGGGAUAUUGCAGAAGGUGACGUUCUAUUUGUCACCUGGAAGACGUGCUUAGGAGAUCUUGUAAUCUUCAUAGAUAAAGGAAAAGAGUGAUGCAUCGAUGCAGUAUUAUGUAUAAUACCUGUCAGGUGAAGAAACAUGGAAGGAGGAAUUGGGUUUUCAAAAGCUCAGACCCAAAAGGCAGUCAAAGACUUAGAAGGGUAUUUUCACAUGUGAUACUAAUGGCACUUUUUAACUCCUUGCAAUGUGAAUGAGUUUUAAAUGAUUGGAAAGUGGGGGAAUAACAUUGGCAUUUCUUGUGGCAUUUUGUCUAUAUGCAAAUCCCUGAAUAAUAUUUGUGUGUGACUUAUGUGUACGCAUUGUGCCCAUGCUGCGUUAUUGCUCUUCCAUCUGGCACAAUUACUCACCGCGUUGUAUUCAUUCUGGAUUAAGUAAAUAUGGGUGUGUCUUCAAUUACACUAACAAGAGGGUGAUGCAGCAAGUAAAGCUUUACUUUUGAACACAGCUUAAUAGAAAUCUUCUGAAGCUGUAAUGACUACCAUCAAGGGAUUGCAAGCGGCAAAAGUGACUUCCUGGGUCUCUUACGCCAAUGUCCUGGUCACUGAAGAUGGGCUUUUGGGAUUGCAUUUAAAUGCAAAAAAAGAAGAACGAUGUAAAUACUUUAUGUUAACAUAAAGAUAGGUAUACAUGUAUAUAUAUUCUGCAUAGAGCUAUAAAGACACUAGUUUUCAACAGAGUAAUCCAUGUGUGCUAGAGCAGUUGGGUGAUUCAUUUGACAGUGCCGAAUGCACAGGUGAAUUAAUACAGCUUAUCUGGACACAGCUGUGUCUGAAGUUUCUUCAAAGAGUGAUUUUAGAUGGUACCUUAGACUCUAUCUGUAUUUAAAUCUACUUUUUGUACCUGACUAGCCGUUUCUUUUUGUUCUCAUUUCUAACAAAGGUUUUUAUUGUUGCUCUCUCACAUCUGUCUUUCUUGUUUGGAUGCCAAGGGAGAUUUUAUUUGACACUCUUAAGAUGCCAAGUCCUGAACUGACAUUUAGAAACUGUCUGGAAAUGGCUUCCUGUCUUGUUAUUACAGCACAGAGUAAUAUCAAGGCUCUCCGUGAACUAUGAAAUAAGCAUGGCUAAAGCAUGACUAGCUAUAGAAUGAAGCUUAGACAGUCAUAUAUUAUAGGUAGCGUUUUUAACAAUUUGGGACAUAAUGACUGAAGUUAGGCUCAACAGUAAUGAGCUAUGCUAGAGGAAACUAAUAUAGACAAUAAAAUAAUGAAACACUAGGAAUUUUAAGUCUAGUAAAGUCAUAGACGUUCCAGAGUUUUAGUCUGAUUAUCCUCAUUUCUUCUAUGCCUGUGAUUUCCAUGUAAUUCCUUUUCUGAACCAGCUUUUUCUGCAUUUGGGAUAAAGGAAGAUAGUUGCAUGCUGGUCAAAAUAUGUUCUGACUCUUUGGAUUUUAUACAGAAAUUAUACUCCAGGCUGCCACCUCUUCAUAUUUGUGUAGUCAGUAUUGGGCAGUAUUGUACAAUUUAACUGUGAAUUAAAAUAGGUUGGGUUAGAUUUAGUGGUUGGUGGUAGCCAUUAACACUUUUAAAACCUUAUCUUCAAAUGAACUAUGGAGGGAGGCAAACACAUUCCAGACCUGGGUAUUAAGCUGCAGUUGUUCAUAUUGUUUAAAGAUGUGUAUGUUGUUUCAGCCAGUCAUGUUUUGUAUGUGUCUGGCAGUCAGUUGCUCAUUCUUCCUCAAAUGUUGAUGGGGACCUAGGAGUAAAAUGGCUGAAAUAGAUCUCUGCUAUCAUAACCUGUUGAUACAUCACAACAAUAGACUUGGUUCUGAAAUGGCUGCAGAUUUUGAAAAGGAGCUCAGAAUUAAGACAUCCCACAGAACCAGUUCAAAUACAAUCCUAUAAUGUGGAUGAACAGAGGAAUAAUUUGUUUCAAAUAAAAAAAAUACACAAAACAAAAGGAAUAAUUUGGAAGUGACCUAGAAUUUGUUCUUUUAAAAUACCCAACACAUUUCAAUAUCUGGUGCAUAACUCUCUUUGCAAUUCAGAUGAAAACUAGGACAUGUGUGGACAAGCAACAUCAGCAUGUGGUUAAGAUGGCAAAAAUUAUUAGUGAAAAAGGGAAGAUAUAGCAAAAGAGCUUCAGCAGUUUGCUUUUGCCUAAAGCUACUGGGCAAGGCCCCUUUCUUCCUGUGCUCCCAAGUGUGCUUUCAUUUUCCAUCCUCUGCAAAACCCUUCAAUUUUACUGGAAACAUGUGAGCCAGCCUGGAUUCAGCAUUGGAGUAUAACUCCAGGGACUAGGAUUUGAAUUCUGUUGAGCCAUAGAAACCCAUUGAGUGACCUUGAGCAAGUGUCACUCUCUCAGCCUCAGAGGAAGGCAAAGACAACCCCCAUCCUGAAAAAAACUUGCCAAAGAAAACCCUUGAUAGGUUCACCUUAGGGUUACUGAAAGUCAGAAAUGACUUGAAGGAAUACAGCAUCAAAUCUUUGCUACUGAGCUGAGUCCAGGGUGGGAGAAAGAGCUCUUGUCUGUUGGAGGCAAGUAUGAAUGCUGCAAUUAUGUGAAUGUUGCUACUGAGCAUUAACUUCUAAUAUAGUAAUGCAAAACAACAUGAAAGUACCAUUAAAGUCAUACAUAUCAAUAACAUAAUAGAGCACCAUUCCUUCAUGAGCAUCCCUGCUUCUCUUAGGUUGCUAUGAAGAAAAGAAAGUCCUUGCCUUUGUAGAAGCCAUUUUAUCCUUGCCAAAACUCUUGUUGAACAAUGUUGUGCUGGAUUCACAUAUGAUCCACUUUUUCAUUUUCAGUAAGGACAUCAGUGCAUACAGAAAGUACAUAUAUUUAUAUCCCUUUCCAGCCAAAUUCCUGCCUGUGCCCUCAAAAGUUGACCCCAAAAGUAGCAGGUCUUGCAUCUAAACUAAGCUUGUUUUCAACAGGUGAAAUGUUUCUGCAUCCUCUUUUCAACUGGGAUACCCAGAAAUAGUUAAGAAACUCCUAACGGAGCUGAAAUGAUUGUGCUAAAAGGAACAUCCUAUUGAGUCCCAGUCUGGAUCCUCUUUUCUUCUGUGUCCGAUUGCACAGUCCCAAAGUGUUCCUUUACAUCUUCAAGACAUCCCUUUCUCUACCACAUCUAGCAAUGCAUUUGUAUGAGUCAUAUGCUUCUGAAACUAACCCAAAAUUUUAGUGGAGUAGGGUAGCUUAUUGUGUAGCCUUUACAAAAAAUUCUUGGGACCCUUUAGGUCUAACCUCUAGUUGUCAUUUUAGCUUUGCAAAGCAAGUGUUUUUCACAUUUUAAACCUGAUAUCUUACUGCCUUUUAAAGGUUUAAAACAGAUUGGUGUCUAUCUGUACAUUUUAAUUGUUGCUUCUUUAAUAGGGAAGUAGUAGCUGUGUUUGGAAGAAUCAGCAUGUGUCCGAUAGGUGACUAUUUGUGAGCUCAUACUUGCGCCCUAAAUUUGGCAGCUUGUUAAUGGGAAGAUCUAAGGCUUGGGCACGUUUUGUGAUGGCACCUGUUUUUUAUCCUCUUUGCUCUUUGGUUUAAUAACUGUGACCAUUACAUCCCUAAGAGCAAAGCACUAUCUCCCUCAGCCAUUGUCUUGAGAAAGAGGAAAAUACUGGCAAUGAGAUCUAUUGCUCUGUUGUUCUCUUCAGAAGGGAUGACUGGUCUCAUAUCCACAGUUUCUUCCGAUGCAAAUAUAGGUUUUCCAAUUCUCUGUACUUUAUAUUCCCUUUCUCCAAAUGCAUAUGGUAGAAACAGAGAGAAAAGCAAAGGUUCUCUUAGGGUGCACCUACACAGUAAAAUAAUGCAGUUUGACACCACUUUAGCUGCUAUGAUGCAAUGCUGUGGAAUCCUGGGAGUUGCAGUUUGGUCCCAGCCUUAUUUGGCAGACAAAGCUAAAUACCUUGUAAAACUACAGCUCCCAUUAUUUCACAGCCUUGAGGCAUGGCAGUUAAAGUGGUGUCAAACUGCAUUAAUCCUACAGUGUAAAUCCCCCCUAGUUAUGAAGGUUAACCUUUGAAGCACGUAAGUGUCCAUAAAGAAGCAUGUCAACAUCCUCUAACAUAAAACUAUUCUCAUUACACAGGACGUGUUCCUUACCCUCCAACACGUCACAGAUUAACACUGGGAAAUAUGUGGUGAAGAAACACCAGAGUGUGGUCAAGAUCACUAAAGUUAUUAAUGAAAACGCACAUGUUAGGGGAGUCUGCAGUGGUUUGCUUUUGCCUGGGUUUCCCGAGAAGGACAGGUUUCCAUCUCUUUCCCUCUCCUACCAGCUAAAUGAAUGUGAAGUAGUUUUGCACUUUGAGAUCAGUUUGCAGCAAUGGAAGAAAGUUGAGGGCAAAGUGGGGAGGUGGAGGAACAGAGAGAAGUUGCAAUACUUCAAAAGGUGCAGGAAAAAGUGGGGCAACACGUGAAUCGGGAUUGUCCCCAGAGGCAACUGGAGGAUAUGGUGCUCAGGUGCAUUCAGGAAGUCUCUUUUUGGAAUAAAGAGUUGAAUCAGUAUUUCUAGUGCCUGUAAACACCAGAUCAUUCUUCCGAUAUAAGCAGAGCUGUCCUUAAGGAUCAGGGAUUAAGCAAACCAGCCUGCGCUUAGCUCAACCCAUGCUUCCUAGCUUUUGGGGGAAAGGACUUUUGGAGGAAGAAAACCUGAUUUGUGAAUGCUUUUGUUGUACAUAAAUAUACCUUUUUAAUGUUUUUAAUACUGGAUCCCUUAUAUAUGUACUAUUUAAACCAACUUAGGUCUUCAGGCUUAAGGAAUGUCAUUGGUUUAUGUAUAGAGCAAAAUGCUGUGGAUGUUGAGGCCGUAAGAAUCUCAAUGUAAAGCAUGUUUAGUUGUAACCACCUUGAAGCGUAGGACAACUUUUUUAACGAAACUUAUUUUAAGUUAUUUAAACUUAAGGUAUUUAAUAAUUUUGACACUGGAGAAAUAUUUUCUUUAAAAAUAAAAAAUGCUGUAUGUUUUUUUUAAACAAAUUAUAUAAUUUAACCUUUUUUCAAGGAAAAUGAUAGUCUCUUGAUACAAUAUGUAUUCAUGGCUUUUCCUGAUCCAGAUAAUUUAAGACAUAAAAAUAAGUGGAAAACAAGCUAAUCACAAUGGAUUCAAUGGAACAUCCACACGAUUAACAUUCUUUGAGUUAGGGUCUUAUGAAUUUAGCAUUAGAUACUCUGUAUUAUAUUUUAUUAACUUGUAAUUCCCCCAUUCCCCCCCCCCCCAAAAAAAAGGAUGUAAAUAGCUGUCAGGAAUUAGUCCUAUAGAAACGUCACUUGAAACUAUCAUUGUUGUUAUUAUUAAUAUUGUGUAAGAAUAUAUUUGCAAUUGAUCAUUACAUCUCUGCUGAAGGUCUUUGCCUAAGAUCUAAGCCUUUCUUGAAAGAAUUGAUGUUGUAUUUUCAACAUGAAGAAAACAAAUCUACUUAGCUAGUUUGUCAUAAUCUUGUAUUCUGUAAACAAAACAAAAACAUCUUUUUAUAAAGAGAGUCUGAAUAGGCAUACAAGCAAUAAUAUAUUCCCUUUGUGAUGUGCGGGUGGCCAUACCUGGUACAGUACGUGGUGACAGUCUUGGUUCAUAGGGCCAUCAGCUCUGGACAGACCAUAAUAGCAUUGGUUAUCUGGAUAAUUGUGAAAAAAAAUAAAAUUGGAUAGUACUAUGGUGAUGGUUUCAUCCAAUCUGUUUCUGUAAGCAAAUACAUUUACUGGCCAUAAAAUUUUUGUAGUAGACUUUCAUGCUACAGUUGUCAAAAGGUUCAAUAUGAAGCUCACAGAUGUACGAGGUCUCCUUAUUUUCUGAUAAGUGUUGAGCAUUUGUCACCGUUGUUUCGGGUACCGUCACUGCCAAUGUUUUGUAUUCUCAAACUGAUGGCUAUUCUGCCCUCUAACGGCAAAGAUGCCUCAUUGGAACUAAAAGGAGAUGGGUUUCUUUUUCCUGAGCUGUUGUUCCAUCCUUUGUUAUUAUUGUACGUGAUACCACAGUCGGGAAAUACAUGCACCUUUAUAAACUAUAAGCCUAGAUUGAGAUGCAAACCACUGAAAAUUAUAGUAUUUAUAUGUACUUUUAUGUGACGAAAAAUAAUACUGUGAAGAAUAUUUUGCUUAUCUGCCUGCUUAAUGACAGGAAACAAAAUAACUUUGUUUUAACUUACUUUCAUCAUAAAUUUCAUCCACACAGUGAAAAAAAGGAAUUAGAUUCCAAAAAGUUCUAAAGUUUAGCCUCAACUAAAGAAAGUAGCAGGUAAACACCAAUGGGAUUUAUCAAAUUGAUAAAACACAUUAUUCUUGCCAAUAUGUUGUCUCAGAAUGGAGACUUGGCCCACCAGUUGUUUGUGACUACAGCUCCCAUAAUUUGGGGUAAAACUUCUAAGAUUCCUGGAGGGCCAAAAUUGUGAUACAGUUCUUGUGGUUCUGAUCAUCUACCCAGUAACCUUAAGAAAUAUUAUAGAACAUAUUUUCUUUCAUGGAUUGGUUAUGGAUUUGGGAGCAGUCAGUGAAAUUCAGAAUACUGAACCUAGAACAGAGGCCAGCAACUACUGGUCCCUGGACCAAAUCCAGCCCCACUGCAUGUCUCCACCUGGCUUUAUCUCCAGUUGCCAACCAGGAAAAAGAGCAGCAUGGAUAGUAAAAAUAAAUUGAAAUGACAAGUUCAGCAUCCUAAUUUGGUUGACACACAUAGUCCAACCUGGUUAGACCGAUGCUUGUUGGCUUGCUGCUAUAAAUUUCCUCUUUUAGGUAUUUUUUUCCAGAUUAAUACUGAUUAUAAAUUUACAUAGAUAGCCAACAGAGACUCAGAUGACAUUUAUGUUUCGUCUCUGGAUGUGUUCAUGAUCUUGAUUAACUUCUUUCCUUCAUAGUGGCUUAGGCUGGCUCUACACUGUUGGAUUAAUGCAAUCCAACACCACUUGAACUGCCAUGGUCCAAUGCUGUUUUAUCUGGGAAUCAUAGUUUGGAGAGGAAUCAACAUUCUUUGAGAGAGAAGAUUAAAGGCCUUGUAAAACCACAAUUGCCAAGACUUCACAGCAUUGUGCCAUUACAGCUCAAGUGGUGUUACACUGCAUUAAUUCUACAGUGUAGAUGCACCCUUAGUAAUGAGGACUAACUUUUGUUUGCUAGAUGUGAAGAUAGUGGAAUAUAUUGUAUUGGAUAAUUCUUAAACUGGGAGGUAUCUGUUUUCUUGCGGGAUAUUUCUUUCCCACUAGCAUGCCUACCUUUUUUUAGCAGUUUUCUUCCCCAUGGCUCAGCAGUUUAACAAGUGGGCACAACUGGGCAGCAAGAUACUUUUCAUCCUUAUAGUGCUAGAAUUUACCUAUUUUUACUUCUUGGGAACAUAUAGUGUACAACAUAAGAUCUCUAAAAGAUUCAAGUGUCCAAAGGAAGGUUUCAUCUUCUACUAAAAAAAAACCUGCUGCAAUUUUAAUAAGGUGCAUGAACUUCCCUGCUUGGGAUUUCUGUGGCAAAUUGCCCUGUACACAAUAACAACGUUGUACAUGCAGCAAAAGUGUGACUUAGCACAUAGUGUCUGGCACAUUCAUGUUGGACACUGUCCGUUGUCUUUAAGGGAAGAACCUAAUGUGCUGUUUUCCUUUGUCAGUUUUAUCCAGACAAUACACAAUGGUUGGAUAAUUUAGUGUUAAGCUGAUGAAACUGUUGAAAAUAACAAUAAAACCUUUUUUUAAAAAAAA
Messenger RNA from Anolis carolinensis (green anole), 10129 nucleotides. It is a transcript of the gene rims4, whose product is annotated as regulating synaptic membrane exocytosis 4. Gene Ontology annotation, cellular component: cytoskeleton of presynaptic active zone; presynaptic membrane. The transcript is spliced from 6 exons. NCBI's taxonomy places the organism in Eukaryota, Metazoa, Chordata, Lepidosauria, Squamata, Anolidae. The record is from RefSeq and is a predicted model, not a curated record. The coding region runs from base 643 to 1452 and encodes 269 amino acids. Gene Ontology annotation, biological process: calcium ion-regulated exocytosis of neurotransmitter; regulation of synaptic plasticity; positive regulation of synaptic transmission. Gene Ontology annotation, molecular function: small GTPase binding; transmembrane transporter binding.